Messenger RNA from Clupea harengus (Atlantic herring), 3832 nucleotides. RefSeq names its product proline rich 5b (renal) (gene prr5b). Gene Ontology annotation, biological process: TORC2 signaling. Gene Ontology annotation, cellular component: TORC2 complex. Lineage: Eukaryota; Metazoa; Chordata; Actinopteri; Clupeiformes; Clupeidae. The record is from RefSeq and is a predicted model, not a curated record.
CUGCUCUUCUGUGAAGCCGCUCGCUCGGGAUAGCGGGAAAGUGGGUGAAGAAUCUGCACUCCGCCAUCCUUCUGCCCCGCGCCCACACACACACACACACACACUCACAUAUAUAUUCACACAGGCGCGCGCACGCGCGCACACACACACACACAUACCCACAGACGUGCAGUAGUGCGAGGAGGCUAGACAGUAGUUGGCACUAGCAGCGCGAGGAAACGGAGCAUAACGACCAGGACAGGAGUGAGUGCUAAACAAGACAGAGUAUUCUCACGAGCAGGAGGAGAGACGACCAGGCCCGCGCGGGGUGGACGUAAGUCAUGCUCCGGCGCUCGCUCGCAGUCUGCCCCGGUUUGGUUAAGACAGACAUUCGGUCUGAACUCCCGGUCUUACGAGAGGAGAGGAGAGGAGAGCCCGUGACGACUGUUGACACUCAUCCCGCUGGCGUGUGAGACCGGACCGGAGACGAGAGCGAUACGAAAACGAUGCGGUUGGGAUACACAGGACUCUCUGGCAGGUGUGUGUGUGUGUAGUCCUGCGUCAGGAAACCCCUCCCACACACACACACACACACAAGCACACAAACUCCCAUGGAACGAGACGGGCGAUCUUUCAGGAGGCUGAAGUUGAUGAGUUCUCCGAGCCUCAGUGACCUGAGCAAGAGUGAGAGGGAGAGGAGCCCCAAUCCAGUGGAGGAGAAGGGAGCGCAGCAGCGCAGGGCAGGGGCCAACGCCACCUGGAACAGCAUUCACAAUGCUGUGAUCGCCGUGUUCCAGCGCAAGGAGCUGGGGGAGAAUGAGCUCUACACUCUGAACGAGGGAGUCAGGCAGCUGCUGAAGACAGAGUUGGGGUCCUUCUUCACAGAAUACCUGCAGAACCAGCUGCUGACUAAGGGCAUGGUGAUUCUCAGGGACAAAAUCCGAUUCUAUGAAGGUCAGAAACUUCUAGACUCCCUGGCGGAGACUUGGGACUUCUUCUUUUGUGAUGUGCUUUCCAUGCUGCAGGCCAUCUUCUACCCUGUACAGGGCAAGGAGCCUUCAGUGAGACAGUUGGCCUUACUUCACUUCAGGAACAUCAUCACCCUCAACAUCAAACUGGAGGAAGCUCUGUGUAGGCCACGCGCACGAGUACCCCCCUCAAUCACACAGAUGCUCCUUAUCCUACAGGGUGUCCAUGAGUCUAAGGGAGUAACAGAUGACUACCUGAAGCUGGAGACUCUGAUCCAGAAGGUGGUCUCUCCUUACCUGGGCACACACGGCCUAAUCUCCAGCGAUGGCUCCGUCACACACUGCUCCUGUGUGCUUGAGAAGCGUCUGCUGCGCCGCUGGCCCAAGACCUCAUCAGACUCCCCCGCUAAGAAUCCGGUGGUUCGCUCCAAGAGCUACAACGUCCCCAUGCUGACCCCCGUGGUGGAGUACGACCCUGAGGCGGGCAUGGGCGCGGGCACCAGCCUGGGCAUCCGACGCCACUCCAUCGGCGAGAUGCCCUCCUGCCUGGAGGAACCGGCGUUCGCCGAGCUCCAGACCGACGAGAUGAGCUCGCUCCUCUGCCCCGACACCCCGGUCGGAGCGCCGCGGAGGGCCACGGGGGGGGGCGGCUCCCCGUCCCCCUCGUUCCUGCCCUCGUCCUCACCUCGCCUCUCGGGGGUCUCAGGGUCCGGGGGGCAGAGGUCGCCGGCACUCUCCAAGGGUACGCCGCCAUCUUGUGCCAGCAUCUCGUCCAGCCCGGAGACCGUCGUGGACCAGAUCCUGGAGUCCAUGGACUCGGACUCCGACGGCAUCAUCAUCGACUUCCCCAGUCGCUGUUCCAGCUCCUCCAGCUUCAGCCACGAGGGCAGCCGCCAGAGCGUGGUGUAGCCACCGCUGCUAGCCGCUAGCCUUUAGCGCCACACUCAAAAAAUGGUGUAGCCACAGCUGCUAACUGCAGGCUUUUAGCACAAGACGGAGACAUGGUGUAGCCACAGCUGCUUAUCCCUAGUCUUUAGCGACUCACUCAGACAUGGCAUAGCCACAGCUGCUAGCCGCUAGCCUUUAGCGCCUCACUCAGACAUGGUCUAUGGCCAUAGAUGCUAAUCGCUAGUCUUUAGCCUUUGGAGUCCCACUGAAAUGUGGCGUAGGGGUGGAUGCUAAUCGUUACCCUUUGACCUCCGACGAGUGUGCUACAGCCAUAGCUGCUAACUGCUAACUGCGGGCCUUUAGCUCCCCACAGGUGGGCUGUAGCAGUGUUGCUUUGGCGUCUGUGGCCCUCUGAGGACGUGUUGUCACUUUGUAGUCCACUAUGAACUUCUGUGCCCUUAGCGAUUUUCUGUAAUUGAGGAUAACAUGGAGAUUUUGAAUAAUCGCACUUACAGGAACUCUAUCGGUAACAAAGUACUAUUGGUGAAAAAAAAUCUUAGUUUACUCUCUUAACAGCAUCGAAGAUCACAUGAUCCACUCAGUCAGACAACUAAAGUAUGAAGGAUAGGUUGGUAGGUGCAGUUAUUCAUAAUCCCCAUGUUAUAUUCUAGGGUUAGGGUUAUAUUCCUAUACAGACAGAGGACAACACAUUAUACUCUGAAAACCCACUGGAGUUCAUCCUCACUAGCUGCUAAUCGCUAGGUUCACUAGCUGCUGAUCGCUAGAUUCACUAGCUGCUAAUCGCUAGAUUCACUAGCUGCUAAACGCUAGAUUCACUAGCUGCUAAGCGCUAGAUUCACUAUCUGCUAAACGCUAGAUUCACUAGCUGCUAAUCGCUAGAUUCACUAGCUGCUAAUUGCUAGAUUCACAAGCUGCUAAACGCUAGAUUCACUAGCUGCUAAGCGCUAGGUUCUUGCUCUGUGCUGAAAUACUGGUGUUAGACACACUUACCUCUAGUGCUUAUUUUUUCUAGACUUUUCUAUUUUCCUAAAAUGUUUUUUUUUUCUGCUUUUUGUGUAUGUGAUCAUUCCCAGAGCACGAUAUUGUUUUCAUGACUAACCAUUCUGUUGAGUUAGCUUUAUAAUACACUCUUAGCUCUUUAUAAUACACUCUUAGCUCUGUGUGGGGUAUCAGGUGAGGGACAAGACUAACAGUCCACAGCUAAAUAGCUAUGUAUAUAGCAUGACCUAGAUGAUCGUAUAUGACCUUAUAAUGUCUCUGGUCCAGUCCCAUAAGGACCCUGACUGGACCGAACCACACUGCAAACACACAGGGAGUCAUUUCUUAGUCUGCAACAUUCUAGAAAACCUACUGGACUGAACCACUUGAUCAACACGGGGGACCAACGCUCCAGAGUGUGCUUCUAUGAGCCUUUAAUCAGAAGGCUAGCGUCACCUCAUAUUAUCAAUUUUGUUCCAGAUUGGUUAAUACAACAUGAUUUGAAAUAAUAAAAAAAUUACGUUUCUCACAAAUUUACUUUUUAAAUGUAAUUGUUUUAAAAAAAAAAAAUUACAUUCUGCAGCCUAUGACUAAUCAUAGCAUGAUGAAGUGUGUGUGUGAGUGUGUGUGUGUGUGUGUAUCUGUGUGAGUGUGUGUGAGUGUGUGUGUGUGUGUAUCUCUGUGUGUGUGUGUGUGACCAAUCAUAGCUUGAUGAAGUGUAUGUUUUGACUGUUGUAUGACUUGGCAGUGUAGUGAUGGCAAACGGCUGUUUAUAAUUCAUCUUAAAGCCUUGGUUAUGAUUUUAUACAUUUUCUUUGUUUUUGUAAAAGGGAAAUGUGCAUGUGUUUUAAUCGAGACACAAAGGUACAAAGGUCUUUUGGUUUUGUAAUAAUCUCGAUUUUUCAAUCACAGGAUAACGGUUGUAGAUAAAUUAUAAAAUUAUUUAUUUGUACUGUGGGUUUGUAUUGACACUGAUUAUAAUUAAACUAAUAACUCUG